Molecule: messenger RNA, 1164 nt
Organism: Ruditapes philippinarum (Manila clam)
Lineage: Eukaryota; Metazoa; Mollusca; Bivalvia; Venerida; Veneridae
Exons: 3
Coding region: 1-1164 (387 amino acids)
Molecular function (GO): hydrolase activity, acting on ester bonds
Source: RefSeq, a predicted model, not a curated record
AUGUGGAAGGAAGAGCCAACAGGGACCUCCAAAGACAUUCGCCUGGCUAUUGACCCUUCAAUCCAGGUGAUUCGCUCUGACUGUUGGGCCAAAUCCCACACGUCAUCAGAGUCCAUCGCCCUGUUGGACGAGUUCGACAUGGAGGUAGAAGUGGAGUCUGGGGAUGAGAGGAAGUUGCUGGCCAGUCCACCCCGUUCACCUCUCAAGCCAAAGCCAGUCAGGGCUAGCUCCCUAAGGAAGUCCUGGGCUGAGGCAAUGGAGUUAGAGGACCCUCUAACUCUUGUAGCCACAGCAGCCCCUCCAUCGUCGGAGACUGGGACCAUAACACAGUCUUCCGCCCCGAGGUCAUACGCCAGUGUUGUGACUUCAGAGAAGGAACACAUUCUGAGUGUCCCGAAGGCAUUUGACAGCCAUUGUCAUUUGGAUAGGACAGGGGGGAAUAUGGCCUUGUCUAUUCCAUCAUUGGCUGCCGUUUGUGCCGGGAAGGCUCGGGGUGAUGAAUUCGAGGUCAAAGUCACGGGAGCAGCAACCAUUUGCUGUGUCCCUGACAACUAUCCUUCGGAUUCACUUAUCCAAUCCUGGGUCGAUGAAGGGAUUGUCGUUGUCUGUGGCAUCCAUCCCAAGGCGGAUGUUACGGACAAGAGGUUAGAGCGCUUGGCCAAGAUUUUGGAAAAUCCAAAUGUUGCCGGCCUUGGUGAGGUUGGAGUGGACCACACUAUCAAGCCUGAUACCUGGUCCAACCGGAUUUUGGGCUUGGAGAGGGUCUUGAACUUGCUCAAACCUGAGCAUAUUCUACUGUUGCAUGCGCGCAGCAUGUUGGAAGUUGGGGAUGAGGCCAUCUUGUCCCUAAUGUACCAACUAGCGAGCCAGCCAAAGUUCCCAAAUACUUAUUUUGGGUUUACCUCCAUGGUAAGACUGUUCAAGCCGUCGAAUCCUGACCAGAUUGCUGCUGUCUGUGACAUUCAGCCCAGCCGAAUGUUACUGGAGACUGAUGCGCCGUACUUUGCACCACAGGGGUAUAAACGUUCGACUCCGGCUUUGAUCGGAACGGCAGCUGCCUGUGUCGCCCAGCUGACACACCGUGAUUGGCGGGAUGUUCUGCAGCAGACCAAUGCUAAUGCAGAACGUCUGUAUCUCGAUCGGAAGGCCCCUGCCUCCGAUUGA